AUGGGAUCCUCACCGAAAAGCGAAGCCGAGAUUCAAGAGAUCCUCGAGUGCUAUGCCAAAGGGAUGCGGCACAUGCCUCGCUCACCCAUCCUCCAUGACCCAUCUGAAGUCGGCCUCGAAUACGAAGACGUCUUCUUCCCUUCCUACGAUGGCGUCCCGCUCGAAGGCUGGUUCAUUCCCUGCCCCGGCUCGAACAAGCUCAUCAUUGCCAAUCAUCCAAUGACCUUCUCACGAGCGGGACACCCUUCGCACCUGGAACCCUGGAAAUCCAUCUUCGGCGCCACGGGAAACACGAUCGAAGUGAACUUUGUUCCUGACUUCAAAAUCCUCCACGAUGCCGGCUACAACGUCCUAGCCUACGACCUGCGGAACUUUGGCCACAGCGGUCCCGCAAAUUCCGGAGCUGUCAGCGCCGGACGGUUUGAGGCUCGAGACGUGGUGGGAUCGCUCGUCUAUGCCCGCAGCAGGCCGGACACGAAGGACAUGAUCAUCGGCCUCUUCAGUCGCUGCUUGGGCUGUACCUCGUCUUUCUGGGCCAUGCACAAGUUCCCCCAGUUCUUCGAGGAUGGCAAUGUCCGCUGCAUGGUCGGUCCACAGCCCAUUUCUCCCCAGACCGUCAUGGAGCGCAACUUUGAACGCGAGGGCAUCCCGAUGGAAAAGAUGGCCGAGCUGGAUCGCUUGGUCAGGCUUCAGACGAGUUUCGGUCUGUUUGAGUUGGGUCCCCGCGAACCGGCGAAGAGUGUGCAUGUGCCGACGUUCCUGUAUCAAGUCAAGGACGAUCUGAUGACCAAGCCGACCGAUGUGCAGACCAUUUUUGACAACAUUCCGACGAAUGAGAAGAAGUUGUUCUGGAUCGAGGGGACGACGAGAAGGUGGGAUGGCUACCUUUACUUCCAAAAGCAUCCGGACCAAAUGCUUGAGUGGUUUGAGAAGUACAUGAAGUAG
Molecule: messenger RNA, 945 nt
Organism: Exophiala xenobiotica
Lineage: Eukaryota; Fungi; Ascomycota; Eurotiomycetes; Chaetothyriales; Herpotrichiellaceae
Exons: 1
Coding region: 1-945 (314 amino acids)
Source: RefSeq, a predicted model, not a curated record